Neoarthrinium moseri is the source of this 1215-nucleotide messenger RNA. RefSeq lists its product as uncharacterized. The transcript has a single exon. Gene Ontology annotation, molecular function: protein binding. The record is from RefSeq and is a predicted model, not a curated record. NCBI's taxonomy places the organism in Eukaryota, Fungi, Ascomycota, Sordariomycetes, Amphisphaeriales, Apiosporaceae. The coding region runs from base 1 to 1215 and encodes 404 amino acids.
AUGGCUAGCGACAGUGCGCCGCACUUCCUCACGCUGCCGCCCGAGAUUCGAGAGCAGGUGUACCACCUCCUUCUCAACCCGGACGCCAGUCGCCUGUCGCAUCCCGACGAGUACACCGACUACAACUACCGCAAUGCGCUGGUGCUUUUCCGGCUGAACCGCCAGAUCUACUACGAGGCGCGCAAGGUGUUUCGCGACCUCAACAUCUUCGUGCGCAUCCAGACGCCGUUUCCGAACGCCCAGGACUAUGUCGCCUUCGAGGGCCACGUCCCUAUCCUGAUGAAGGGCCAGCCCGCGGCCAGGUUCCAGGGACAAAGUCUGAACGUCGUCAUUGGGGCCCCGGACACGCCGAUACAGGAGGCAGAGCCCAACUACAUCGUCAUCCUCCUCGACGACCUGGACAAGUUCGCCAAGAUAUGGCUCUACUCAGAUCUCACCAAUCCCGGACUCAACCGCUUUCUGAGCCUCGAGCUUGAUAUGCGCGAUCCAUACACGCCCGACUGGGAGGAGAAGCGCAUGCCGAAGUGGGUGCAGCGCCAGCUGCUGAUGCCGUUCGGCGACGUGAAGAAUCUCAAGUCCUUGACCAUAAAGGGGGACCCGAAACCGCUGGCCUCCAUCGAGACCGAGCUCCGCGCCCAGCAGCAGAUACCAUACCCGACCGCCGAGCAGUGCCUGAGCGAAUGCGCAAGACUCAAGACGGAAGGAAACAAGGAGCUGACGGCCGGCAACUACCACACAGCGCUCAGGCUGUACGCGCAGGCCUGGGAGGCCAUGUUCAUCAUUGUCAAGGGCCGGCAGCGCCACGUGCACGCCGAGGCGUACUUCUCGAGGGAGCUGCACGACGAGCCGUACAAGGGCCGGCACGGGCAGGCCGAGCGCCUGCAGCUCCGCGUCCAGCUCGUCGCCAACACGUGCCUCGCGUACCUGAAGCUGGAGGACUGGGAGGAGCUCAUCUUCUGGGGCAUGCGGACGAUCGGCAUGAUGCAGCAGGCGACGGGCGCGAACGAGCACGACAUCUCGCCCGAGGACGAGGCCAUGCUCGGCUUCCCGGCUGCCGUCCAGCUGGGCAAGAUCUACUACAGGACCGCCAUGGGCUACAAGGCGCUCGGCGUCAAGGACCAGGCGAAGAAGCUGCUCAGGGUCGCAAAAGUGUAUUUGCCCCGGGAUGAGAAUGUGAGCAGGGAGCUGGCCGAGUUCACCUUGAAGCUUGGUUGA